Nicotiana attenuata is the source of this 1446-nucleotide messenger RNA. RefSeq lists its product as uncharacterized. NCBI's taxonomy places the organism in Eukaryota, Viridiplantae, Streptophyta, Magnoliopsida, Solanales, Solanaceae. Bases 121 to 1254 code for a protein of 377 amino acids. The transcript has 2 exons. The record is from RefSeq and is a predicted model, not a curated record.
UUCCAAUCGGAUAUCAGAUGCGACAUUUUUUCCUUUUUAUCUCAAACCCUAAUUUUGAGUAGAAGUGCUUUUUAAUUCACACAUUUGAAGCCAAAAUCAACAAUCAAUCUUUGUACUUAGAUGGCUAGUAGGAAACGGAGCAUGUCAUUUGAUGCUGAUAUGCAUGUUGACUACAAAGAAUGGAAUGAAGCUUCAUGCCCCAUCUGCAUGGAGCAUCCACACAAUGCCGUUCUCCUCCUUUGUACCUCUCAUAAUAAGGGUUGCCGAUCAUACAUUUGCGACACAAGUUAUAGGCAUUCGAAUUGCCUGGAUCGUUUCAAGAAUCUGAAGGCUGACGGUAAGGACUGCCCUUCUAGUAGUCCGACACAAGGCAACCAGCAUGUUUCCAUUGAGAUUUCUGAUGGCUUGGAGCUGAGAAAUUCAAGUGAUCUAAGAACGCUUCAUGGAAAUCGUGAUUUACCAACAAGACUGGCUGCAGAAAAUGAUGCAUUCCCUGGAGGAGAAGAGGAGAGUGGCAACGUGGCAGAUAAUCAUACGGGCAUGUCGGAAGGGAUUUUCCAAACUUCAGGUUCUGUAUCUUUAUUGGAAACGGAUCAUGAAGAGAUCAAUGGUAAAUUGAAGUGUCCUAUGUGUCGUGGAGACGUGUUAGGAUGGAAGGUAGUGGAGGAGGCUAGGAAGUAUCUCAAUAGGAAGUCUAGAAGUUGCUCUUCUGAAUCCUGCUCAUUCAUGGGUAACUACAGUGAAUUGAGGCAGCACGCUAGGAGAGUUCACCCGACAGCACGCCCUUCUGAUAUUGAUCCGUCAAGACAACGAGCGUGGCAUCGGCUUGAAAACCAGAGAGAGUACAACGAUAUUGUUAGUGCUAUCCACUCUGCAAUGCCCGGAGCGAUGGUGCUUGGGGAUUACGUGAUUGAGAAUGGAGAUGGUCUAUCAGGUGAAGGGGAACGAGAUCCGAGUGAAAGUGGACGGUGGUUGAGUACUUUCUUUUUAUUUCAGAUGAUUGGGUCAAUGGACCCUACGUCUGAGGUAAGAGGAAGCAGGUUGAGGGCUUUGUCAAGGCACCGGCGUUCUUCUGGAUCUUCCUCAAGGAGGCGCUAUCUAUGGGGUGAAAAUCUGCUAGGUUUACAUGACAAUGAUGAUGAUGAAGAUGAAGACGAGGAUGAAACUGACCUUGACAUGUUCAGUGAUAUAUCGUUAAACUCAAGAAGGCGCAGGCGGUUAAUACGGUCUAGGUCAGAUGAAGAUCAGCAUUAGACUGUUGAAUUCUUGUGUUGGGCAUGAAUGCCUUGAUGGAGUAAAAUUGUAUAAAGGUUAGAUUAGUUGAAGUGGUUUCCUAUGUCCAUGGCUUCUGAUGUAAAUUUCCAAAUGACCUUUGGAUUUGUAAUUCUUAAACAUUGUUGAUUCUGUUUGAUUUCAUUGUAAUAUAUUCCCUAUCUAUAUUUUCAA